AUGGUUGCCAACUUCUCCAAGAAAAGAAAGCUUGUUGCUGACGGUGUCUUCUACGCCGAGUUGAACGAAUUCUUCAGCAGAGAACUCCCAGAAGAGGGAUACGCCGGUGUCGAGGUUAGAAUCACCCCAACCAAGACCGAGGUCAUCAUCUCUGCCACCAACACCCAAAGAGUCCUUGGUGAGAAGGGUAGAAGAAUCAACGAGCUUACUUCUCUUGUCCAGAAGAGAUUCAAGUUUGCUCCAGGUACCAUCGUCUUGUUCGCCGAGAGAGUCCAGGACAGAGGUCUUUCCGCCGUUACUCAAUGUGAGUCGCUCCGGUACAAGUUGUUGAACGGUCUUGCUGUUAGAAGAGCCGCUUACGGUGUUAUCAGAUACGUGAUGGAGUCCGGUGCUAAGGGUGUCGAGGUCGUCAUCUCUGGUAAGUCCAAGGGUGCUAGAGCUAAGUCUAUGAAGUUCGGUGACGGUUUCAUGAUCCACUCUGGUCAACCAGUCAUUGACUUCAUUGAUGUUGCUACCAGACACGUUUUGCUUAGACAAGGUAUUUUGGGUAUCAAGGUCAAGAUUAUGAAGGACCCAGCUACCAACAGAAAGGGACCAAAGGCUCUUCCUGACUCCGUUGUUAUCUACGAGCCAAAGGAGGACCAGCCUGUUGCUGAGCCUUACGUUAACGACUUCAAGCCUGUUGAGGAUGCUCAGGCCGAGGCUGUCCAGGCUUAA
This is a messenger RNA of Ogataea philodendri, 717 nucleotides long. RefSeq lists its product as uncharacterized. NCBI's taxonomy places the organism in Eukaryota, Fungi, Ascomycota, Pichiomycetes, Pichiales, Pichiaceae. The transcript has a single exon. The record is from RefSeq and is a predicted model, not a curated record. The coding region runs from base 1 to 717 and encodes 238 amino acids. Gene Ontology annotation, biological process: translation. Gene Ontology annotation, molecular function: structural constituent of ribosome; RNA binding. Gene Ontology annotation, cellular component: nucleus; cytosolic small ribosomal subunit.